AUGGGCAGUGGUUAUUCACAUUAUCACCAUCACCAUCCACAUUUUGGAGCACAUCACCAUCCUCAUCACUUUGGUCCACACCAUCAUCAUCAUAUAAGCCCAGGAUUUGGAUUUGGUGAUCAUCAUCAUCAUCAUGCGCAUCAUGGAUUUGGAUUCGAUCACCAUCACGGUGGCUUUGGUGGAGGUCAUCAUUUUGGAGGUCAUCAUGGACAUUGUUAA
This is a messenger RNA of Rotaria sordida, 219 nucleotides long. The record is from the annotation of a GenBank genome assembly. NCBI's taxonomy places the organism in Eukaryota, Metazoa, Rotifera, Eurotatoria, Philodinida, Philodinidae.